UUGUGCAGUCGUCAAACAGACAGCGAAGUGGUUGUGUCGUCGCCGAGUCACCGUUGCUGGCUUCCCGCAAAAACCCGUGCAUUUCCAAUUGGACAACAAACGUGUUUACAUCGCACCUGGCGCAGCGCGAGUGAGUCCGCGCCCGCCGUCCCCCCGUCCCGUGCAGUGCAUGCUUGGCGUUCGCAGUGUCUGAGUGCGCGUCCGCCGCCAAUUAUCAUUUUGCCCGAUAAAAACACGGCGCCGACACAGCUUGCGGACAAUUGACAGUCAUCCAAUCGGAAGACACGCACACCUCCGUGCAGCGUUCGAGAAAAAACGGCACCUCGCCGUGUACGUAUACGCGAAGUGUCAGUGACACAUAGUGCCCGACAGUGUAGUGGUGGGAAAGUACCAAAUCCCAUUUAUCAGUUCACAGUAGUGCGACCCAUUUGACAAGCUCGUUGUGCUCCCCAGGGUUCAAAAUAAGGGCCAAAGGGCGCCAAGUGAAUUCAAAAAUUGCGCGCGCCCAAGUCGCCACUCGUCCCUGUUGCAAAGUGCCCCAAACAAAGGAAAAUUUCUUAUGCGCGUAGAAAUGCGGAGCGAGUCGCGGUGAUGAUGUGGGGCUUCGCAUCCGAAAAAAUGCGUUGCCCGUGAGUGUGAAUAUAUAAAUAAAUAAGAAGCGAAUCGAGCGAGCUGUUUGCUCUUGGUCAUACGUAACCCCUAAACGAGAUCUCGACCAGCCGUUUCAAGUUCAAGGCCGCGCGGCUGGCAAUCUUUUUUACUCUUGGGAAAUAGACGCAGACGUUAAUCAUCCGAGUGCGGACAACCAAACAAAAACAAAGGAACCGAAAGAAAGAACGUAGAAAAGUGUGGGCGACCAUCGCAUUGCCUUUGUCCAUUUCUCCCCCGAUAAGAAUAAACAACGAAAAACAGACAGUAAAUAAGUUCCCUCCCCCCUCAGCGACUAGACCGAAGGAGAAAUGAUUUCCUUCAAGAAAUCCUACGCAGAGCAACUGCUCCAGCUGGCGCUAGCGCUCAGCCUGUUGCAAGUCGACCCAGACAGUUACCUGGGUCACGGCUGGGACAACCAUCUGGAACUCCGCAAUGGAGACGGGUGGCAGCUGGAGAUGCUGCGCGCCGUCCCGAUCUCCGAAUAUCCUUACGCAAACCGAAAAGCUGUGAUUCCACUGAUUGAGGACCUGGUCCGAUUCGAUAGACAUUCGCAAAGCCUAAAUGACAUCACGGCGUAUCUCCUCAAUGUGCAGAACUCGCAGAACAAUCAGACGAGCUCCAACCAAGAGGCCGAACCUGGAGGUGGACCGGGAGCGGUUGCAGUUGAACUUCCACCGAUAACGACAGCCCCUUCGCCGCCGAACAACACAGUCGAAUUGGAUCUCUUCCUCAAUGCCGAUCACUUUGCUGACCAGGCUUCGAUGAUGGACCAGAAUCUCGCCGACUUGAGGGAAUAUGGCGAUAUUCCACUUUCAAGUUUUCCGUACUAUGGACUGCCGUUGAAAGAUGAACCUCCGGACAUGUUGCCCGUGGGUUUCCAGGUGAAACAGGAGCAACCCAGUACAAGCUCAGGUAGCACGGCUGGCGGAAUUGACGACUUCUUCAAUCCGGAACUUUUCUCUCUACGAACGAACGAUUCUGAGGAUUUUCGAAGGGAGGAUGCCCUCGCAAUUAAGAAGGAGGCGGAGGAGGAUGAAUCUGUCCCUGAGGAUUUUGCUGCAGAAGUAACUGUUAAAAAGGAGGAACCUGAUGAUAACUCAGAUGGGAAUUCUACGGCCGAUGUUUUUUACAGUUCGGUGGAGUUAACUGAAGAGGAAAGUGAAAUAGUUGAGGUUCUCUGGAAGCAAGAUGUUGAUCUUGGCUUCUCGCUUGCUCCCCCGAAACCGGAUAAAUCGGCACCUCAGCCAGGUUCAUCGAAAAACUCGGAAGAUGAAGCUGAGAAACUGAAAGCUCUACAGGAUCUUAAAGAUGAGAAUAAUGAGUCAAAGCUUAAUGAUGAAGGAAAAGAUGACUUGGACGAUGAAUGGGCUGGAAUACCUUUCACCAUUGAUAAUGAGACAGGUGAAUACAUUCGGCUGCCAUUGCAACUUGACGAACUACUUCAGGACGUCUUACAAUUGGCCGACUUGAAUCCGGAUGAACAAGAGAACCACCAAGAACCAAAACCGAACCCCGACGUAAAACUUAUUACCGAAGAGAAACCGUCGACUAGCGGUUCGGGAGCGUCUUCAUCAUCAUCCAAUGUUGUGUCUACAUCGUCACUAUCUGAUGAAGCAACAAUUGUAGAGCCUCCACAAUCGGAGGUGGAAGUUGCAUCAGCUCAGUCGGAACUUUUCAAUUUGGACAAUGCCGACGCAUUAGACGAACUCGAUAUGAUGAUACAAUCGGCUGGAUCUUUCCAGCAUCAUCGACCUGGACAAAAUUAUGGUACGAAUAGCGUUUUCCGCCAAUCGGGAUUCCAUCAUCAUCAUCAUCAGUCAAGAGUGCCUCUAACUCGAGGGGUAUCAAUGGAGCAACGUCUCCAAGAUAUUGCAAACUUAUUCAAUCCGCUUCCCGCUAUGGGUGUAGGCAUGGGCGUUAGCGAAAUGUCACCAUAUUCACAUUACCCCACGCAUUAUCCUUAUCAGGGUGGUCCAGCAAUACCCCAACAUGGACAAUUUCCCCAUCCAUCCCAUCACCCUGUACUCCACAAUGCCUCGUUAGCGGAUCUGGGUGCAACACAACCGCACUAUGGUCACAAUUUAGGAUCUGCUGUUUCGUCUAGUAUGCAUUUAACAAAUUCAAGUCAUGAAACUGAUAGUGGAGCAUCUGGUUACAAGAUGGAGCACGAUAUGAUGUACUAUUCGAAUACAUCAUCGGAGCUGAAUCAUACCACUGAUGGAUUUAUUAACUCAAUUUUAAAUGAUGAAGAUUUGCAAUUGAUGGAUAUGGGUGUUAGUGAAGGGUUUUGUACGAUGCGCAUGCUUGAGGGUAACACAACAAGCAACAAUUCCUCGGUCCUUGGCUCAAGUGGAGCCAGUCAUGGUAGUCAUAUGCUCUCGAUGCCAACUAAUUUGGGAAAUCUGAGUAACGAGGUGAUCGGAGCAAGUACUGGCGAUCGUCUAGAUGCAUCCAGCGACAGUGCAGUCAGUUCGAUGGGAUCGGAACGAGUCCCCUCACUUUCUGAUGGUGAAUGGGGUGAUGCCGGCAGUGAUUCAGCACAAGACUAUCACCAAGGAAAAUAUGGAGGUCCAUACGAUUACAGCUACAAUGGACGUUUGGGUGGCGAUUCCUCCCGGCAACAACCGGUGGCGCAGAAAAAACACCAAAUGUUCGGAAAACGCUACUUCCAGGAGCAGCCCAACAUUCCAUCACUUCCACAACCGUCGAGCACAACCCAACCUCCCAGCGAUCAUUUGCCCCCGGUCCCGGUUAAAUAUGAGUACGAUGCCUAUGGUAUGCAUCCAUCGGGAGCGGCUUCGAUAGCAUCUAGCUUGGAGGGUGCCGUUGGACCAAUAGUCAAUAAGGAUCAUGUUCCUCUAAUGACCAAUGCCGAGAUGAAGUACGCAUGCUCGCUAGACUUCUCACGUCCACCGCGUGGCAGCGGUCCAGCCCAUGAUCUGAUUAGUCACAAUCACACUUACACUCUACCUCAGGGAAGUGGUUCCGUUCCACGCCCACAAAUUCGUGACAAAAAACAAAAACGUUCCGAGGAUGAGCACAUGACACGCGAUGAGAAGCGUGCCCGUGCCCUCAACAUCCCCAUUUCCGUUAAUGAUAUCAUCAACUUGCCUAUGGAUGAAUUCAACGAGCGUUUAUCCAAAUAUGAUUUGAACGAGACGCAAUUAUCAUUGAUUCGUGAUAUCAGGCGACGCGGUAAGAACAAGGUCGCCGCACAGAAUUGCCGAAAACGCAAGUUGGAUCAGAUACUGUCGUUGGAAGAUGAAGUGAAGGAGGUGCGACGACGCAAGGAGCGUCUAUUUCAGGAGAGAGACAUUAUCUUGGCCGAGAGAAAACGUAUUGCAAGCAAAUUUGCAACACUUCAUCGGCAUGUAUUUCAGUACCUAAGAGAUUCCGAUGGUAAUCCAUGCUCACCAUCACAAUACAGCUUACAACAAGCCGCUGACGGUUCUGUGUACCUAUUGCGACGUGAGAACAACAAACCAGAAAACAACACAACUACAAAUCAUUCAGGACACCAUCAUCAUUCGUCAUCGCAAGGACCACAGCCACCAUCAUCAUCUUCACAGCACCAAAAGGAUUGAGACACGCUUCAUUUCUUCAACAUUUGGUAGUUUUUGUUGAUCAAGCAAAGAAACAAACAUGGAGACAAAAUCAUUGAAAAUUACGAUACCAACUUAAAAAUUUUCCCCACAAAACCUACCAAAUGACUAACCCAUUCGUUGAUAUAAAAUUUGAGGUUGUUACUCCGGGCGGCCGCCAGAAGAAAGAGGAAAUCUCAUUGUUACAUUUGGCAACUGCCCAUGAUAAGAGUAUCUGUUGUUAUUAAUGAGAUAAAGCUUUCCUUUUGUAUUUUGUAAAGCGACCAUACAUGCGGGGAUAAACCAUAUUCUAAGCAGAUUCAGGACUAACACUUGCCUCUUUGCACAGAUUUCAUCAAGUAAGAGCCUUUUACGAUCCUUUGAAGCCUCGAAGCUGGACGAAUGAGGUCUCAUUGGAGAGGUAUCAGGUUCUAUAACUUAUUUUCGUGCACAAAAUAAAUAAAACAUUCUAAUUGACUCAGAACAUUUAUGUAGAAGGAACAAUCGGUAAAUUGGAUGGAAAGAGGACUAACCAUACUUGUGACAACAUAUUGUGAUUUAAGAAACCGACAUGCUGCGAAAUAAUGCUGUAGUUAUAGCGGAAUGCAAAGUGAAUAUAUUUUUUAAUAUUUUGGGGGCGCUCGCAAUUUUCCUGGGGUCACAAGAUACAUUUUACGUCUUCGCCUUUUCACUAACUAAAAAUGGAACAACUGAUUUUUUCGAAAUUUUGCCUGCUUUUUUAUCACUGCAAAGUUGAUCGUGCCCCAAAAGUACUUAAACUUGUCUUUUCUCACAGCUUGAGAGCUUAGACACUUCCUAUUUUUUCAAUUUCUUUUUUUAAUGUAUCCGAGUACAUAGUGGAAACCUCCUGAACCUAAACGAUGAAAAUCAGAAGAUAGUGAAUUGCAUUUCGUACGUAGUUCUCCAUCCAAACACAGUUUGUAGGCGAAGGGACUCUCUUAUUCCCACACAUGAUCCUUCUGUUGGCGCAAUCAAUUGUAAUAGAUCUGCAUGCGGUGUUUUCGGUUCUAAGUUCAACUUACAAUAUUUACUUUUAACGGGAAUGUAGCGAUACUUUUAACCAUCUAAACUAGAGUUAGCAACAAUAAAACACUAAGCAACCACACAACCAUAUGUAAAACAUAUAAAACACGCUGUUUGCAUAACACACACACAAAGAAACGUGGAUAAUAUGUGAGCGAGUACUUUUCAAGCCUAGUUUUAAGGUGUAAUUACAUUUGUAAGCUUGUAAAUACAUAACUGAAUAGGUCGUCGUUCUUUUGUAAGAUUAUUAUGCCUAGAAUUACUACUAUAAGUGACUGUCUGACACUCUCCUGCUCUUUAUUAAUUCUUUUUUGUUUCAAAAUGAAAUGUUAUAUCAUUUAUUAUGUGAGUAAUAUUCUACAAUGAGUAGCGUUAACAACUUGGUGAAUAUAUAUAUAUGAAAACAAAGUAAACUAGAGUUAAAGAAAAAGAAGAAAAACAAAGAAAAACAUUUAGAGAAUUAAAUAGUUUUCAAUUGCGCUAGGUUCAGAUACAAAUGAUACAAAUGUACAGUUGCAAUUGUAUUGUAAUGGAUGCUCUGAAGUGGGGAACCGAGUAGUGAAUUGGAAUUAUAUCGAGACUAGGCCGUAGGUAAAAGGGUAUCAUUGAACUCUAAACUGUAAUAUUUUCAUUUUUUCUUCGUAACCAAUAGAAAUAAUUUUAAAAUGAUAUUAAUAUUUAAAGCGAAAAGAAAAAUGAUCAAAAAUACACGUGUACUGUAUAAGUUUCAA
Hermetia illucens (black soldier fly) is the source of this 6007-nucleotide messenger RNA. It is a transcript of the gene cnc, whose product is annotated as segmentation protein cap'n'collar. Gene Ontology annotation, molecular function: DNA-binding transcription factor activity, RNA polymerase II-specific; RNA polymerase II cis-regulatory region sequence-specific DNA binding. The transcript is spliced from 10 exons. Gene Ontology annotation, biological process: regulation of transcription by RNA polymerase II. The record is from RefSeq and is a predicted model, not a curated record. Bases 960 to 4235 code for a protein of 1091 amino acids. Lineage: Eukaryota; Metazoa; Arthropoda; Insecta; Diptera; Stratiomyidae. Gene Ontology annotation, cellular component: nucleus.